AUGGCAGAAGGCGAACAAUACUAUUCUUACAUCCCCUCUGUUGCAGGUGGGGUAAUCGGAGUUAUCGUCUUCAUCAUCCUUCUCGUCGUCCACGUCUUUCGUCUUUACAAAACACGAACGUGGUUCUGCAUCCCGUUCAUCCUUGGAGCAAUAUUCGAAGUGAUCGGCUACGCAGCCCGCGCCUAUGGAAACAGCCACCCCUACGCACAAAGCCCCUUCCUCAUCCAGGCCAUUCUCAUCCUCCUCGCACCGAUUCUAUUUGCUGCCUCAAUAUACAUGUUCCUAAGCCGCAUCAUCUUCGCUACAGGCUACGCGUCCUAUUCCAUGAUGCGACCCAAAUGGCUGACAAUUACCUUCGUCGGCAGCGAUAUCUUCUGUUUCUUUGUACAGAUGGUGGGUGCGGCAAUGCUUUCUACUGCGACCACAAAAAAGAAGUUAGACCUGGCAAACACCAUCGUUCUAGUAGGACUUGCUACACAGAUUGUGAUCUUUGGCUGGUUCAUGAUUGUGGGAUUGGUGUUCCAUUUACGCAUUCGGAAGAGGCAUGACCGGAAAAUGGUGCUGCGUGAGUGGAACUGGGAGAGGUAUUUGAUUAUGCUUUAUAUGGCUAGUAUCAUCAUUACACUCAGGAAUCUGUUUCGUGUUAUUGAGUAUGCUCUAGGUGAUGAUGGAUAUCUUCUUAGCACUGAGUGGCCUAUCUACGUGUUUGAUGCCAUACCUAUGGCCAUCGUGCUAGGAGUCUGUAGUAUGUGGUAUGUAGGAAAGCUUGAUUUUGCUUCGAAUAGGCAAGAAGAUGUUGAAAUGAUGGUUGGACGUAGAGAAGAGAGUACGUCUCAAUCUUGA
Molecule: messenger RNA, 843 nt
Organism: Lindgomyces ingoldianus
Lineage: Eukaryota; Fungi; Ascomycota; Dothideomycetes; Pleosporales; Lindgomycetaceae
Product: RTA1-domain-containing protein
Exons: 3
Coding region: 1-843 (280 amino acids)
Cellular component (GO): membrane
Source: RefSeq, a predicted model, not a curated record